This is a messenger RNA of Prorocentrum cordatum, 624 nucleotides long. The record is from the annotation of a GenBank genome assembly. Lineage: Eukaryota; Dinophyceae; Prorocentrales; Prorocentraceae.
AUGGACAUUGGCAAUGGGCAGCCAAUUUUUGCCAAGUUCGAGUUCGAGGAUUGGACGAUGUUGAGUACUCGUUUCGAGCUCCACCUGCUGCUGUACUCAUUCAAAAGAGACCUGAAUGACCCAGACAGGCCUGGAUUCGCCGAGGCGCACCUCGCUUUUUACUACCAGAAAUACUAUUCCCAAGAUUCUCUAAAGACCUUCAGUACGCAACAUUACAACUACGACAGCUUUCCCAAGUUUGUGGAGCAGCUGUUGGAGGGCACGCUGACCAUUAACGAGAAGACUGGCUUCCUGGAGCCGCUGCUCGCAGAGGACGACGCCCCUGUGGCGGAGUUCGUGAAGCAGGUGGAGGACCACAGGAGGGAGCGACAGGACGCGGCGCACGGACGCGGGCGACGAGACCGCGGUGUUGAAGAUCACCCUGUCGAAGAAUACGCCGCCGCAGUCCAGAGGCGGCAACAACCAGUUUUCCGUACCACAAGCACUGGCGCAAGCAGUGGCCGGAGCACAAGCGCAAUGGUCUGGGGCCAGGGCGCCGUUCCAGCCGGGCGGGCAGCCGCGGCCGCCGUCCGUGCGGCCUGGGGCGCAGCACCUGGCGGCGGCGCAGCAGGCCUCGGCCCAUGA